Molecule: messenger RNA, 645 nt
Organism: Oppiella nova
Lineage: Eukaryota; Metazoa; Arthropoda; Arachnida; Sarcoptiformes; Oppiidae
Source: the annotation of a GenBank genome assembly
GUAAAUCUGAAUAACAAUCAUCUAUGCACCAGGUGAAAUCCACCUACUGUAUCACAUUAAUGAUAAAUGCUUACAAAUAGGUUAACAAUGUUUAGGGGUCGACCCAACGACAUGUAUGGUAUGGUUAGACCACCCGUUCCUGAUCCGGAUGAAGUAAUUAAGGAAAUUAAACCGCAAUACUAUGACCAGAGACUCAACCAUUUUGACGAUAAAGAUAACCGCACUUUCAAACAGAUCUAUUACACCGACGAUUCCCACUACAAAUCUGGUGGACCGGUAUUUGUGAUGAUACAGGGGGAGGGGGACGCCAGUCCCGAUUGGAUCACCGAUAGCUCCAGUUUUAUGGUGAAAAGUGCCCAACAAUUCAAUGCAUUUCUGGCAACAUUAGAGCACCGGUACUACGGGGAGUCUCAACCGUUCAACGACACAACCGUUGAACACCUGAAAUACCUGUCCACCGAACAGGCGUUGGCCGACACGGCGGCGUUCAUACAGUAUUUGACCAAAAAGUUGUCACUUUCAGGCAAAGUGUGCACUGAAUUCGGAGACUUCGUGACAACCAAUGUGAAGGACUGCCUGUUUGACCACAACAUACCCGUCCACAUGCAUAUCCAACUCUGUAGCGACGUGUUUGGGCCGCAAAUC